Molecule: messenger RNA, 414 nt
Organism: Peniophora sp. CBMAI 1063
Lineage: Eukaryota; Fungi; Basidiomycota; Agaricomycetes; Russulales; Peniophoraceae
Source: the annotation of a GenBank genome assembly
AUGCACUCCCUCAUAUCCCCCGAUGCGCGAAUAAAAGUCAGCUCGACGCUCGAUAAAUCGGUCGGCAAAAAGUACUUGACGGACGGAAGUCCCGAGACGUGCUGGACAUCGCAACAGGGAUCGCCACAGUAUAUACAAAUACUCUUUCCAAGUCCGGUCUUGUUGAAGCAAGUUGCGAUCACUUUUCAAGGAGGCUUUGUUGGGACGCGCUGCACGGUCGAUGCACGGACGUCAGAAUCGGGGGACUGGUCAAAUUUGACCGCCGUUUAUCCUGAAGACGUGAACAGAAAACAAGUCUUCGAUGUGGUGUCUCCUGAUCCUGUACAGGGCCUGAAGCUUACUUUCGAGGAGAGCUCUGACUUCUUUGGACGGAUCACCAUAUAUGACCUCGAUGUUCAGGGUGACGAUCCGUAG